Bradysia coprophila is the source of this 811-nucleotide messenger RNA. RefSeq lists its product as uncharacterized. The record is from RefSeq and is a predicted model, not a curated record. NCBI's taxonomy places the organism in Eukaryota, Metazoa, Arthropoda, Insecta, Diptera, Sciaridae. Gene Ontology annotation, biological process: vesicle-mediated transport. Gene Ontology annotation, cellular component: membrane.
AAAACACCAGAUCAAACGUCAAAGUCAAACCGUCAUCAACACAGUAGUGUUCCUUUAUUUUUAAAACAUAAAUAAUAAACAUGACGAAUCUUAAAAAUGAUUUGGACGAAUAUUUACUGCUGCAGAGCGAUCAAAAGAAAUCGUUUAAGAUCGACAUGAAAAUGCCAACCAUAAAAGUACCGGAAAUAAAAAGCUUUUUCGGUAGAAAUGAGCCACAGGAAACAAAUAGUUGGCUUCAAGACACACAAGAGAGUUGUUUUCCGAAAUUGUCACGUAUGCAACGAAUAAUUGGGUUUAUCACAUGUAUAGGUCUUGGAAUUUUUUGCAUGACUGUGUCAACCUUCUAUAUUCCCGUUCUGAUACUGAAAGCACGAAAAUUUUCGCUAUUAUUUUCACUCGGUAGUUUGUUCUUCAUUUUGAGUUUCUGUUUCCUGAGCGGUUUUUUGGCCUUCUUCAAACAAGCAUUUUCCAGAUCCCGACUCACCGUCUCAUUAUGUUAUGCUAGCAGUUUACUGGCGACGCUGUAUUUCGCAAUGUUUGUUCAAAGUACAGCAUUCACCGUACUAUUUGCUGUAGCACAAAUAAUCACAUUACUGCUGAUGAUAAUGGCAGAAAUUCCUGGUGGAACGAGUGGACUGAAAUUCUUCGGCUCAAUGUUUAAAAGCAAAGUGUCGUCGACGUUGCCGAUUUAAUGCGAUAGUGAACCGUAUAGAAUCGCGUAGAUCAUUCGGUAAACGACGGAUGACCUGUUAAUUUAUCCCAAAAUAUUAAUCUACCCAAAUUGUGAUAAAAAGAAAUGUGAGAACGAAAA